AUGGCCAAAUCAACCAAGCAAGAGAUCCGGCUGACUGGCGUCAUUGCGCAUUGGGAAUAUCAAUAUGCCAAAGAUUAUCUGAGAAGGUUUGGCUAUUCACAAAACGACAUUCAAGUGACGCACAACCCCAUGCACUACUUUGACUUUGUGGAAUAUCGGCAAUAUCUGAAAAAGGCAACUUCGCUGUCGUCGAACGAACAGGACCACCCGCACAUCGUCGAUGCGCUCUGCGACUCGGUCAUCGUCCAAGACGGAUCCAAGAUAUUCAGCCUGCAGCAGUUCCAGAGACAUGCCUUGGAGCGAUACCACUACCGAGAUAGCCAUGGCAAACCGACAGACGAAGAAAUCCGGAUGUACGAGGGACUCGCCUCGGACGAGUUUCUCGAGUACAUGAGGAAUAUCCGUCAGUCCAAAGGGAGGACAUUCGUGUUCCUGGAUAUUGCGCACGAUAUGGCAGCAAUAGGCCGACUGACGAUCGAGCUCUACAGUGACAUUUGUCCCAAAUCCGUGGAGCACUUUCUGGGCUAUGUGAAAGGCAAGUCUGUGGGCGCAUCACAGGCGUGGUGCUGCUACCGAGGCAGCAAGUUCACCAGAUGCAUCAAGAAUGGCUGGCUGCAAGCUGGAGAGUUUUCAACCCCUGAGAAGACUGUCUUGACUGAGCCACGGCUGGAAGAUGAGAACUUUAUAGUCUCGCAUAUCCAUCGGGGCACACUUUCGUUCGUGAACCGAGGGCCCCACAGCAACUUCUCCUCUUUCAUGAUAUCGCUGGGCCCGAUGCCGUACUUUGACAAGAAGUAUGUCGCCUUUGGUCGUGUUAUAGACGGCGGUCCGACCCUCAGAAAAAUGGAACUUGCCGAGACCAAGUUUGAACGGCCAGUUCUGGAUCUGACGAUCUCGAGCUGCGACGAAAUCCGGCUUUCGUGAUGUGCAACCACAGUGCAUCCGGCCUGAAGUCGGAUGAUCUGUGGGCUUGCAGACGAUCGGCCGUGCGGCUGAUUCCCGGUCUUGGUUGGCAAUCGCCGCUGCGUUGCAGCCUUGGGGCAUGUUCUUGAAUACACAGG
This is a messenger RNA of Polychytrium aggregatum, 1061 nucleotides long. RefSeq names its product cyclophilin-like domain-containing protein. Lineage: Eukaryota; Fungi; Chytridiomycota; Chytridiomycetes; Polychytriales. Gene Ontology annotation, biological process: protein peptidyl-prolyl isomerization. Bases 1 to 924 code for a protein of 307 amino acids. The transcript is spliced from 7 exons. Gene Ontology annotation, molecular function: peptidyl-prolyl cis-trans isomerase activity. The record is from RefSeq and is a predicted model, not a curated record.